Molecule: messenger RNA, 1654 nt
Organism: Saccostrea cuccullata (small rock oyster)
Lineage: Eukaryota; Metazoa; Mollusca; Bivalvia; Ostreida; Ostreidae
Exons: 7
Coding region: 17-1654 (545 amino acids)
Biological process (GO): urea transmembrane transport
Cellular component (GO): plasma membrane
Molecular function (GO): urea transmembrane transporter activity
Source: RefSeq, a predicted model, not a curated record
AACUCCUGCAGUCACCAUGAAUCGGUCCUGUAAAAUAGAUUUAGAAUAUCCUACUAGCAAUGAGAGAUACACCACUGUGGGCCUUCCAGUACUAGAUGCCACCGUCUUCAUUGUUGUCGGGUUCGGGGGCCUUUCCAUUAUCGUGGCCCUCAUACAUAAUGCCCUACAUCGCUAUUUCUUCAAGGAUCAACACAGACUGGACACCGUGUUCGAUGCGGGGGGACGGGUGACCACAAGUCUCACGGCCGUGACCGUAGCCUCCCAGGUUCUGUGGCCCGUGGAUCUGGUCCAAACCUCGGUGAUUGCUACAAAGUCUGGACUUGGAACCAUCUACUUCUAUGUGGUUGGUCUGGCUAUGAUCAUUGCUGUGUUUCCAUGCUUAACUCUCAACUUUAAGACAAAGGCCCCAGGUGCUAAAACUUAUCCACAGGUUGUUUGUGCAAGAUACGGAAAGGCUUCUCACAUUUUAUACUGCUGCAUUGCACUAGCCACGAAUCUCAUCACAAUUACGUCCAUGAUAUUGACCGGAAAGUAUAUCCUAGAGGCCGUAAUUCCUGGAAUUUCUACGGAGUUGUCGGUUCUGAUCCUCGUCUUCUUGUUUGGUUCCUAUUGUUAUAUCGGAGGACUGGGGGCGGCUUUCUACAUCUCUUAUUUCAACACCUCCCUAAUGUGCAUUGCUCUGGCCGUAUUUUCUUGGCAAUUUCUUUCUCCGCCCGAUGACCUUCCGGAAGCAGUUAGAAAUGUCACAGAUAUCAAGACGAUAUAUGAAUCAGUUCGUUGCGUGAAAGGACCUUCUUUGAAUGCUGCCGAUUCACUUUUAACUUUUCGCUCCGUUUCCGGUUUUACUUAUGGAGUUGUUGCGUUUUUUAUGGUACUCGCAUUAAAUUGUUGCGAUCAAGCUAUGUGGCAGAGCAGAAUUGCAGCCAAGCCGGAACAAGGAGUAACCGGAUUUCUCAUUGGGUGCUUCUUAUACUUCUCUAUUCCGACUUCGUUGGCUCUACCAACAUUUCUUUCUUAUGUUUCUCUAAGUUAUCAAAAUGGAUCUUACCUCUUGUCGCAGAGCGAUAUGGAUAAUGGUUUCAUAACAAAUAUUGUAAUGGAGAAAGUUUUGGAUACUAGUGGAUCAUAUUUACUUUUAAUGAUCGUCUUCAUGGCGCUGAUGGCCACUGGAUCUGGAGAAGUUAUAGCAGCAUCUUCCAUUAUAAUCUACGAUAUUUAUAAAACUUAUCUAGGACCAUUCAGAAAGGACUGUGGUGCUGGGUGCUGUCCCCUAUGCGGAGUAAUGAAAUUUUCUCUGGGUGAUAAAGAUAGGUCUUACUGUCAAUGCAUUUAUUCAGCAGAGUGCUCGAAAUGUGUUGCUGAUGUCGAAUUGUGCACCUCAGGCCGUCCAGAAUAUCAGCUUCAUUACCAAUGCCCAAUCCAUGGUGAAUAUCGUCAUUAUGAGGACAUGUUAAAGGAGUAUAAAGGCUGGACAAUCAUGUGGAUCUCCUUAGCACUUAUUCCUUAUGGAGCUAUAUCUGGCUUGAUUGCAUCGAUAGCUGCUCUCCUUAUUGUGGCUGAGGUGGUGCAUGAUGCGGGAUUGAGCGAUUUCUUUGUUACAACUUCCUCUGACUACAGUCUGCUCAGGGGCAUGCAUUGCUGGACUUUUAGUUAG